CGAACUAAUAUUGUUUUUAGGAUUUGAAAUUGCUUCACCAUCUCUCCUAAUUUCUUAAACCCCUUAAUAAUGGUAGCACCAUUUGUUACAUCAUGGUGGAGCGCCACCUUUAAUCUAAAUCUUGUAGGCAAAUCUUAUGACGCUUUGCAUAUGUUAUCCAACUUCUCGGUAAUGGGCAUGUUCUCCCACGCAUCCAUUAUCAGUACACUUUCCUCUGUACUCGUAAACACCGGAGCACUACGGCUGGCCCCCUCAUUCUCGCCGUCACCAGCCUUUGAUGACGGACUUUUAGAGGCAGAAGAAUGGAGGCUACUAGAGCCACCAUUUGCACUUGAACUGGUGCUACUUUCUGGUGUAAUGGACUCCGACAAAUCUUGUAACUUCGGUGGCAUAUCAUGGCAAUGGGCUGCACUGAUACAACACCCUCUUCAUCUUCCUUCUCAUGGUUACCCUGAAGCUUUUUAAGUUCUUUAACAAAUUCCAUUUUUACCUGGUUUUUGUAAUGACAACGUCCCUUUAUGUCUUCAGUUUUAGUACUUCAAUUAUAGACUUCAAACACCUUUGCUGUAGAAAAUGGCAAAGAACAGUAUAAAAGAGAAACAGCCAA
This is a messenger RNA of Rubroshorea leprosula, 607 nucleotides long. The record is from the annotation of a GenBank genome assembly. NCBI's taxonomy places the organism in Eukaryota, Viridiplantae, Streptophyta, Magnoliopsida, Malvales, Dipterocarpaceae.